AUGUCUUCAACAAUUCGUACAGUUUACAUAUUGUCUGUCGUCGUUUUUUGUGUUACAGAUGGCAGUUCUCUUGGAAUCGAAGUUAUCCACGAUGGUGAUCUCAACCAGUUUCAUCAUAAAAGCCUAGUAGAUAUACAGGCAUUUAUUCAGGAUGAUUAUCAUAUUCCCUGCCAUCCGUCACCGAUACGUUGGACUGAGAUUCAGAUUUCGACUGGAACCGUUCCCAUUCAUUCUGAACGUCUAGGAAAAGGAGUUACAGGCUUCCAGUUAAGAUUUACGAUACCAGAUUGUUUACGUUCUUUUGACAAGUAUGUUCUGUUCCGUUCUGGUGACGCUGCAUGUUGGGUAAUUGCGAUUACAAAUUGCCAGCUGGCAGAUAGUGUCGACUCGAUUUUAACCUCAUCUUCCACGAAACCAAUUCUUCGAUUGGAUAUGGUAUCCUGUCCAGCAACGGCUGGACUAGUUGCUGAACGACUAGAAGUUUACCGUUUGAAUGAGGUUAACAAAGAUAGGUGCGUCGAUUACUCCCUAACCAAGUGGCUGGAACAAAAAAUCUGCUUUUCGUUCAUGGACAGCGACACGAAACGUUUGCUGCUGGAAAAUGAAACAUCUUUCAACUUGAAUAAGGAAUUGCAAGAGUGUGAUCAACUAGAUGAUAUCCGAUGGGGUCAAACGAAUUCUUCAUUUGUUUUCGGCGACGCAUCUAAGAGUGGCAGCCAACUGAAUGGGAGGAAAUUGCGGUUUACAUCACUAGAGCGAUUUCUUGGAGAGAGGCCAUCACCGUAUGUGACCGUGGAACGUGAUGUUAACGGGACUAUCAUCGGUUACAAAGGAUAUUGCUACGAAAUUAUUCACGCGCUUCAAAAGCUCUACAAUUUCACAUACGAAGUUGAGAUUCCUGGCGACAACACGUAUGGAAAGGAAAUAUUAAACGGUAGCUGGAAUGGGAUGAUAGGAAUGAUCCUUGAAGAAAGGGCGGAUAUUGCUGUGGGUGUUUUUUCAGUCACGCACUCCCGUUUUCAAGUUGUCGAUUUUUCUGUCGGUUUCCUAGAAGAACCAGCAACCAUAUUAAUUCCUCCACCAACGCAAGAAAGCCGCUUGUUAGUGUACGCUAAGCCUUUCCAAUUACAGGUGUGGCUAACCCUGAUGGUGUUUGUGAGUGUCCUUCCUGCAAUUCUUUGGUAUUUUCUCAAGUGUUUGUGGAUUCAUUAUCAAGGGAGGUAUCCGUUUUUAGGGGGAAACUACGCGUUUGUCCUUAGGGUCCUCAUUGGCCAGUCUGGACAACAAUUGUCUCCUGUGGGAUUUUCUCCACGUUUUCUCGGAGUUGUGUGGUGUAUGGGUGUAGUCGUGUUUGCGAGCGCUUACGUUGGUGUACUCGUGUCUUUUCUUCGCUUUCCGAAAUUAUCACCAAUCAUCAGCAACUUGGAGGAGCUUCCACGAUCGCAAUUGAAGUGGGCUGUAGUGAAGGGAACGGCUCUCGAAUCGCUCUUUAUCGAAGCCACAUCUGGAGUUUACAAGGCAAUUGGAGAAGGAUUAUUAACGCAUCCAGAAAACCGUGUUAGCUCGGGAAUGGAUGGAAUUCAGCGUGUAAUUAAUGGAAGCUACGCUUAUAUAGAAGAAAGAUCGUAUCUUAAGGCUAUCACAGAACAGGAUCACGCCAAGACGGACAAGUGCCGCUUCAGUUUCGUCAAUCAGGAAUUUUUCAAAGUCAAUUUUGCAUUUGCUUUACCAAAAGCCAGUCCGCUGAAACCUCUUUUGGAUAAAAAGAUUUUGCAAAUGAUUGAAGCAGGUUUGGGAAAGUAUUGGAAAAAUCUUUAUUGGCCGUAUUCUGGUGCUGACGAAUGUGGAAUUGCUAAACAAUCUGAAGGAGCCAAAAGUCUAACACUUGCAGAUUUGCAGGGCGCUUUUCUUAUUUUGGCUGUCGGAUGGGGAUUAGCGAUUAUUUUAUUUUUAGCUGAGAACUAUACUUCUCUGUCCCUCAAUGUUUGUGUAACUAGGUUUUUGUUCAACUCAUUUCGAUGAUUAGCAAAGAACGUGGAAAGUUAGCACGGUUAAUUA
This is a messenger RNA of Daphnia carinata, 2058 nucleotides long. RefSeq names its product probable glutamate receptor. Gene Ontology annotation, cellular component: membrane. Gene Ontology annotation, molecular function: glutamate-gated receptor activity. Lineage: Eukaryota; Metazoa; Arthropoda; Branchiopoda; Diplostraca; Daphniidae. The record is from RefSeq and is a predicted model, not a curated record. The transcript is spliced from 15 exons. Bases 1 to 2022 code for a protein of 673 amino acids.